AUGGCAAACAAAAAAACACUAUGUUUUACAUGCAAUAAAGAAAAAAUAACACAUUCUUGUGAAGGAUGUUCAAAAGACUUUUGUUCAACAGAAGAUCGUCAAAUAUUAAAUAAUAAAUUGCAUCAUAUCACCCAUGAAUAUAACGAAUUUAAACAAACAAUGAAUGAACAAAAACAAAAUCCACAAAAACAUUCAUUAAUAAAACAAGUUAACCUAUGGGAAAUAAAAUCAAUUGAAAUAAUUCAACAAAAAGCACAAGUAUAUAGAAAAAUUGUCAUUGAAUCUUUACGAACAUGUAUUAAUGAUAUUGAAAUGAAAUCUAAAGACUUGAAUGAACAAAUAAAACAAAUAGGUGAGAAAAAUGAAUUUAAUGAAAUUAAUUUAAACGAUUUAAGAAAUGAAUUGAUGAAAAUUACAGAAGAAUUACAUAAUCCGUCAAAUAUGUCUAUUCAAGAAAAUUCCCAACCGUUCAUGAAUGACAUUUCAAUCAUUUUAUCAAAAAAACCAAAAUUCAACAAAUGGAAUCAAAAUGCCAUCACUGUGGCUGCUGGAAAUAGAGAAGGACAACAAUUAAAUCAACUCAAUCGCCCUGUUGGAAUUUUUAUUGAUAAAAGCAAAAAUAUUUUUAUUACUGAUUGUUAUAAUGAUCGCGUUGUUGAAUGGAAAUAUAAUGCAAAGAUAGGACAAAUCAUUGCAGGUGGAAAUGGCAAAGGAGAUCGAAUGAAUCAAUUGUAUUGUCCAACAGAUAUGAUUGUUGAUCAACAAAGUGAUUCCAUCAUUAUUGCUGAUUGGAGGGGCAGACGAGUGAUUCAAUGGUUGAAUCGAAAUCAACAAAUUCUCAUUGACAAUAUUGAUUGUUAUGGCUUGGCAACGGAUAAAUAUGGAUUUCUCUAUGUUUCUGAUAGUGAGAAAGAUGAAGUGAGGCGAUGGGAAAUGGGUGAAUACAACAACGAAGGAAUUAUAGUGGCAGGUGGAAAUGGACAAGGAAAUCAACUAAAUCAACUUCAUGCUCCUCGUUUUAUCUUUGUUGAUGAAGAUCAGUCUGUUUAUGUAUCAGAUAGUAAGAAUGAUCGUGUGAUAAAAUGGAGAAAAGGUGCAAAAGAAGGAAAAAUUGUGGCCGGAGGAAAUGGAAGAGGAGAAAAUCUCAAUCAAUUUUUUGAACCUCGAGGAUUAAUUGUUGAUGAUUUAGGUCAAAUCUAUGUGACAGAUAGGGAGAAUCAUCGAGUAAUGCGUUGGUGUGAAGGAAAAGAAGAAGGUGAAAUUAUUGUUGGGGGGAAUGGUGGAGGAAAUCAAUCAAAUCAAUUGAAUGGUCCCUGUGGUUUAUCUUUUGAUGAUGAAGGAAAUCUGUAUGUUCCUGAUUAUUGGAAUCAUCGAAUUCAAAAAUUUGAAGUAAUCCUGUGA
This is a messenger RNA of Adineta steineri, 1401 nucleotides long. NCBI's taxonomy places the organism in Eukaryota, Metazoa, Rotifera, Eurotatoria, Adinetida, Adinetidae. The record is from the annotation of a GenBank genome assembly.